GUCUAAUAACAUCUACAAUUACACCCAAAAGCCGCAGUAUAUAUUAGACUCUUAGAGAAGGCACUUGAAAAUAUAUAGGAAUGGCUUCUGCUAAUCUCAUGCAAGCUGUUUGGUACGAUAGCUAUGGUGGGGGUGCUUCUGCUUUGAAGCAUGUUGAAGCUCCUCUUCCUAGUCCUAAGAAUGACGAGGUUCUCAUUAAAGUGGAAGCAUCAAGCAUAAAUCCAAUAGAUUGCAAAGUGCAGAAUGGGCUUUUGCGUCCACUCCUACCUCGCAGAUUUCCCUUCAUCCCCGUUACUGAUAUAGCAGGGGAGAUAGUCGACCUUGGAUCUGACGUCAAAAACUUUAAAACUGGUGACAAAGUUGUUGCUAAGCUUAAUGAUGUGAGUGGAGGUGGACUAGCUGAGUAUGCAGUGACCAAGGAAAGUUUGACUGUUGCAAGGCCCCCUCAAGUAUCAGCUGCCGAAGCUGCUGCUUUAGUUACUGCUGGAAUUACAGCUCUACAGACCAUCACCGAAUCUGCAGGACUCAAGGUCGAUAAGAGUGGACCAAAAGCUAACAUCCUUGUAACAGCUGCUUCAGGUGGUGUUGGUCAUUAUGCUGUCCAACUGGCAAAGUUAGGAAACAUACAUGUAACUGCUACUUGUGGAGCCCGCAACUUUGAUUUCGUAAAGAGCCUAGGCGCUGACGAGGUUAUUGACUACAAGACCCCGGAAGGAGCCGCUGUGAAGAGCCCUUCAGGCAAGAAAUAUGACGCUGUUAUCAAUUGUACCACAGGUAUUCGUUGGACUACUUUUGAGCCUAAUUUAAGUGAGCACGGGAAGGUUGUAGAUAUGACCCCUGGUGCCGGGACCUUUGCUAAUUUUGCCCUGAAGAAGCUAACCUUCUCUAAGAAGAUAGUUGUGCCCUUUCUGGUGAACUGCAAAGCUGACAACUUGGAAUAUCUUGUAAAGCUAGUGGAACAAGGAAAACUUAAAACAGUCAUCGACUCCAAGUAUCCCUUUAGCAAAGCUGAAGAGGCAUGGGGUAGGAGCCUGAGUGGCCAUGCUGUUGGGAAGAUCAUCAUUGAGCAUUGAAUUUCAUGUAGCUCUCUUAAACAAUACGAUAUCUAUAGUGAGUAAAUAAAGAUAUUUGAAAUAUGUACUUGGCGGCGGUCCUCAUGUUUAUUGGCUUCGGAACUGAAGAUAAAUUGGAUGUUCCCCCAUUAUGCAAUACCUUUUCUCUCUUAAUUUGAUGAUACAUUUUGAAAUAAACUUUUGAGUUUUUGA
Messenger RNA from Daucus carota subsp. sativus, 1265 nucleotides. Its product is annotated as chloroplast envelope quinone oxidoreductase homolog. Gene Ontology annotation, molecular function: oxidoreductase activity. Bases 81 to 1073 code for a protein of 330 amino acids. The record is from RefSeq and is a predicted model, not a curated record. NCBI's taxonomy places the organism in Eukaryota, Viridiplantae, Streptophyta, Magnoliopsida, Apiales, Apiaceae. The transcript has 4 exons.